Peronospora matthiolae is the source of this 705-nucleotide messenger RNA. NCBI's taxonomy places the organism in Eukaryota, Oomycota, Peronosporomycetes, Peronosporales, Peronosporaceae. The record is from the annotation of a GenBank genome assembly.
AUGGACGCCUCCUCCCUCCGCAUCUCCAAGUUCGAUGGAACUAACUUCCACGCCUGGAAGUUCAAGAUGCGGAUGGUGCUUGAGGAGCGGAACUUAUGGGAGGUCGUCAGCGGUGAGAUCAAGGCGGAACAGUGCGAGACUCAGUUGGACCAAGCGACGUACAAGAGGAAGUCAAGAAAGGCGAUGGCAGUGAUCUGUCUAGCCAUGGAAGAUUCCCAGCUACCGUUGGUCCGGUCGGCAAGUGGUGCAUGCGACGCAUGGUCAAGGUUGGAAGACCACUUCGAGAAGAAGAGUCUUGCCAACAAGCUGUUCUUGCGCCGUCGCUUCUUCACGACAAUGAUGGAAGAAGGCGACGAUGUACUCGAACACAUCAACAAGCUCAAGACGCUGGCGGAACAGCUAGAAGCGGUGGGGGCUCCAGUCUGCGAGGACGAUCUGGUGAUCACACUUCUCGGCAGCCUGAGUGACUCGUAUCAAUUCUUGAUCACAGCUUUGGAGUCGCGCUCAGACACUCUUAGCUGGGAGCUCGUGACGUCUCGACUGCUUCAUGAAGAAAUGAAGCGGAGGGAGCAAGGAAGUAAAGGUGAUGAAGCUUCGCAAGGUCAAGCGUUCAUCACAAGGGACAAUCAGCGCAAAGGGCGACCAGUGAAGAAGUCCUGGCCGUGCCACAAUUGCGGAAAGAUUGGUCACUGGAUGGCGGAGUGA